UAAGCUGAGAUAGGUAGCAGUGCCGAUAAAACGACCGUGUCAAGUGAAGCGAUGAUUGCAGUGCACUUUUAGGGGCAACAUUGUUGGUGAAAGUAAUUUGGAUUUACAAGUAAACGGUGUCGGUAUUGGAUAAUUAAUUUAGAUUGACCAGCGUGUGUUAGGGUCUUAAGAUGAAUAAAUAAAGACAGCGAAAAGCAAAAGCUUGGUUAAAAAGGAAAGAAAACACCUUAAGGGAAAACUCCGCCAUGUUAGCAACGACGAAACCAGUGAUAUUUAUUUGAAUUAAUUCACACUAUGGAAGAAUGAGCAACCCAAGACGAUCCUCUUCCAGUCAAUUUCUUCAGCACCGUUUAUACACCAUUAAUAGAUCGGGGUCUGGGGAAGCUUUCUACAUCCUGCUGACCCCUGACCAUAGCCAUGUGCUAACAUAUCAAAUCAAGACAGAACAUUGGAAGGCCACCAAGGACAUUAGUCAUUUUGGAGUCGCUGUCGUGAAUAACUUCCUAUAUAUCAUUGGAGGGUUUAACAUAGUCACCGCCAAACAUGUCAAAAGAGUUGUCAGAUUUGAUCCAGACGAUGGGAUAUGGAAAGACAUGAAACCUCUUCGGAUAGCACGUGCCAAAUUCGCAACUGCAGUUUUGGAUGGGAGAAUUCUAAUCCUAGGUGGUGAAGAGACCAAUGGUAAAGUCAUGUCGUCCUGUGAAUUGUAUGAUCCGACGCAAAACGAAUGGACAGAGGCGCCCCCGUUGGUUUCUCCAAGAGCAAACCAUACAUGCGUGGUACACCACAAUGAAAUCUACUGCGCAGGUGGUUACUAUGGAAGCAAGAGCCACAGGAAUAUUUGGACGUAUGAAGGCAAGCGGUGGGAGGACCUUGGAAGACCAUACCCACAUCAACUUCCGGAAUGUCUGGACAGAUUUGCCAUGACAACCGUAGGCAGACAUUUAUACUUCAUAGGAGGUGUCCUCUGCACCAUGGAUAAACAAGAAAAGAAGCAAAAUUUUGUUACUGGGCGCCGCAUUGUAUCCUAUACUACCAGUGUGUCUGCCAUGUCUAGACCGGAAGUGGUAGCUGAUGACGAUGACGAUGAUGAUGACGCAAAUGACGGGAAGCCCGUCCUCGUCUCAGAGUUUAUAUCCCCAUGGAAUCUCGCUCUACCUAAUAUGUCGUUUGGUCGCCACAGUCACGGAAUAGCAACAAUUGGAAGUCGCAUAUAUGUAAUGGGAGGAACUCUUCUAGAAACCGGCCAACAGGUCAGGAUAGUGGAAGUGUUCGACACGGAGAAGGGCGAGUGGGAGGAGGACUUUCGAUUUCGAAAAGGUGAUGUGUCUAAUGUAAGUUGUGCAAUUUUGGAAGUCCCAUUCAAACAGGAGGAAACUCGGUUGAACGAGCGAUUAAGAUGGAUUCUAUGGUAGCAAAUCAUAAUUGUUCAAUUUUGUACCCACUACAGCAAACUGAAGAAUUUGUUGCUUCACAUAUUUUUAUAAACAUUUCUAAUUUUCAUAGUGCUGGUCAAAUUCAAUGUUGUUUUCAUUUACAAUGUUUAUUGUCAUUUAUCUCUGUACAAAUCAAAGGAAUUAUUUAUUAAAUUCACAAACAAAAUUGACGAAAA
This is a messenger RNA of Ostrea edulis (European flat oyster), 1612 nucleotides long. RefSeq names its product kelch-like protein 9. The transcript is spliced from 8 exons. Gene Ontology annotation, molecular function: protein binding. Bases 303 to 1415 code for a protein of 370 amino acids. Lineage: Eukaryota; Metazoa; Mollusca; Bivalvia; Ostreida; Ostreidae. The record is from RefSeq and is a predicted model, not a curated record.